Molecule: messenger RNA, 2225 nt
Organism: Moneuplotes crassus
Lineage: Eukaryota; Ciliophora; Spirotrichea; Euplotida; Euplotidae
Source: the annotation of a GenBank genome assembly
UCCCCUUCCUCUGAACCCUAUUCCUUCUUCCAUCUCUGCACUCAUUCCAACAGAACUCUUGCCCUAAAAACUCAGAUUUCUAAAAAUGGUCUAUUCCACUACAACUCUUAAACUCAGAAAAUAUAUACGAUCUGGGUUCAGGUCGUGCUGAAGUAUUGUCACUCAAUGGUGCGGACAGGCUAGACUUUGAAGGGCCUUACUGUUUGUCUUCUUGAGAAUCACUCGUUAUUAUGAAAUAGAGAAACUCUAUACCUCAGAUAUGGACGAAAUUAUUGUUUAGAGCCUAACUCAGGGAGAAUGGGUUUUAUGUAUAUUUCAGUUCUUACGUUGAUUGAGUUUAAAGAAAUUAUCAUAUUUCUCAUUGCAAUAUUCUUAUGCAGAAUUUUGUUUGCAAAGUCUUUUUAGCAAGUAUAUAAAAUAAUCACCUCCAGCAUCUAAACAAAGAAAUACCUAACUUCGACGCCGAUGCGGUACCGCUAAAACAUUUCCAACCCCUUAAAAACUAAAAUCUUCUAAAUAACUCUAUGAGACUAUAUUCAAACGCUAUUCCAUAAAUUUUCCAACAAGAGCUUCUAAAUUCUUUCCCGCCUAUUUGUAGGUUCUUUUUGAUUGCACACUAACACUUUGGAUGAGUCUCUAUUUGCAGAUUCCCAAAAAAACUACCAAGGGCUUACACACUUCCUUAUUUCCAAUUGAAACCCCUACUAAUUAAAGCCCAAAAUUGAAUUUUGCUCUCUCCCUUCUUCCUGAAAUCCUAUUGCUUCAGACUUUAAUGGAACCUCUUAGGUCAAUAGGAGCCCUUGGUAGUCUCAAAAGCUGUAAGAAGCCGAGUGUCAGGCUGACUAGAAGUCUUUCAAUAAAUAACUAAAUAGAGCGGGAUAAGGUGUUUAAAACUAAUUCUGAACUAUUCUGUGGGGAAUCUUAGUGUGUUGUGAAACUAGGUUACGCAGGGAAAGACUGAAGGCAACGUUUUGAGGGGAGAUUAGGGGUCGGAGUGGGCAAAGCAGGUGGAUAGGAGUCGUUUUGGUCGAGAGAGAGGCUGAGAGGGUGCUAAGAGGGGCUAAUAUGGAUGGUUCCUAUUCUGAAAAUUGAGGAAUCAUAAAUUGUUAGUGUUCUAUGUGCAGAUCUAUAAUUUGUAGCUUUCAGGUUUACAAAAACUUAGGGAAAUUAUAAGAAAUUUAUGUUGUUGUGCUUCUAUUUUCUAAAAGUUAUAAAAUAUGAAAUAUUAUGCUAGAUGUUUCACCCAACUUUUAACAAUCAUCCUGGUGCCCAAUCAUGGUAAAAGCUUAUGUUCAAAAAAAGGGCAGUUAUAUAAACUUUUAUAUAGGAAACUGAAAGUUCAUUCGUCAUAUUAGUUUCAUUCUAGAUCUUCCAAAGUUAUUGUUCUUUGUUUAUUAUAACUAACACUAUUACUCUGCUACUAAUCUUCCACUAAAUUAUUCACAACCCCAACCACACAAUUUCCCCAAAAAAAUCAAUCCAUUAUCCCCUACUCCAAAAUCCCAAGAUCUCAGUCCCCAAAACCAAUGAACCCUCGCCUCCUUCACUCUUCCUGACCCACCCCUGUCCCCACUAGCCCAUUGGUCUGCACUCAGACUCCAAGCCUUCCUCUAAACCCUUCUAUAAAUCCCUUCAGAAUUUAUGACUCAUAAGUCCUCCUCUUCUCUUCCUCUCAAUGCAAUGUCCGAACUGACCAUAGACAAUGAGGCAGAAGGAUGGGCUUCUGGGAAAGCGAGAAGAAGAUGGGAUGCACGAAAGGGUCUCCCAGAGACAAGAAAUAGGUAUGGUGCCUGUCUUUUUAUUUUAUUAUGUUACGAAGAUGCAUAGAAAUUGAGGAAAGUUAUUACAAUAUGCAUACAAACUCUGAUUUUGGAUACUAUCGCCUGGUUUAGAAAUAUUGAAGGCUAGAUCAUACAAAUGAAAACAAGUAAUAUACUGAUUUAUUGUCUCUCAUUUGAAAACCUCUAUAAACUCCUAAUAUGCACUUUCAUAAGCACUAUAAAAACUUUAGAAUCCUAAUUAAAUAUAAAAAUCCAUACUUAUUUUAACCAAGUAAAAACAAUUUGGAAGAAAUUCGCAUAAGAAUGGUCAGGAAGUCUAACUUAUACAUUAUAUUAACCAAAAGAUCUCCAAAUGCUCAACAACAUUUUCGAAGGUUAUUAUUUCUCCAAACAAGAGAAGGGUGAAUCCUCUAGAGUUAUGAAAAAAUAAUUAGCUACGACUUA